AUAUAUAUAUAUAUGCCUAUAUAUACGCAUUUUAUGAAACAAGUUAGUGAGGUUAACAGUAAGAAUGUUUAACACUUUCUGGCUUUAAAUUAAAGGUAGGAUUUGUGUUCCUGCAUAUAAAGUGUUCCUGAUAAAUAAGAUCCGUACUCCGUAAUGGACACUUUUACUGAGCAUAUACUGUGUAAAAUAGGAAGAAGAGUCUUAACCUUACAAUAUUUAAACAAUAUAUUUUCUUUUCUUUUUUGCAGAUUAAAAGCAACGUUAUUGUCUGAUGUACAAUUCAACUGCCAUAUUACAACCCCUCCUACGAAUACCAAAUUGUCCUCUUUAUAUUCUGCAUUACAUCAGUUUGCUGCGCUGCUCACAACAAUGCCUGCAGAGCCAGAUUUGGAUGACUUAAUUAAACUAUACUUCAGACUUUCCCUAAGUAACAAAGAAAUACUUGCUAUUUUGGCACACACUAAUCACAUUGUAAUUAGUGUCCGAACAUUAAAGAGAAUUUGUAAAAGACUUAACCUGUUCAGGAGGAAGAACCAGUCUGACUUGGAGGAAGUGCUAGCUUUUGUACAGCAUGAGAUCAUGACUAAUGGACAGAUGCAGGGAUACCGUUGGCUUCAUCUCCGUGCAAUUCAACAGGGCCUUGUUGUGUCACAAGAUAGCAUAAGACGCAUCAUCAAACUGGUUGAUCCACAAGGUGUGGAAUUAAGACGAGCCCACCGCUUGAGAAGACGUCAGUACAGAUGCAGAGGGCCAAAUGCACUUUGGCACAUGGAUGGUUAUGAUAAACUAAAGCCCUAUGGCAUUGCCAUCAACGGCUGUAUAGAUGGUUUUAGCCGCUAUGUGUUAUGGAUGGAAGCCUAUAUCACAAACAGUGAUCCUAAAGUAGUUGCAAGUUACUUUAUCAAAACAGUUUCAGGUAUAGGUGGAUGUCCAGAGAGGAUUCGUGCAGACAGGGGCACGGAAAAUGUUUCUGUUGAAGAAAUGCAGAUGUUUUUGCGAAGGAACCACCCAGACAGUUUUGCUGGGGAGAGAAGUUUCCUUUAUGGAAGAAGCACAGCAAACCAGCGCAUUGAAGGAUGGUGGGGUAUACUCCGCAAACAGAGUGCGCAGUUCUGGAUGAACCUGUUCCAAACUCUCCAGGAAGAUGGCCACUUCACAGGAGACUUUUUGGACAAAAGUCUUAUCCAAUUCUGUUACCUUAAUCUUGUUCAGGAUGAACUUGAUGAAGUGGUCAACACCUGGAAUUCCCACAAAAUCAGACCAAGAUCAACUGAUGACACAGCAUCUGGUCGGCCAGUGAUUAUGUACUCAUUCCCAGAGUUGCACAGUGCUGAGGAUAGACUCAAACCUAUUGCCAUGGAGGAGGUCAAUUUGUGUAUGUUAGAGUGUACUCCCAAAGGCCAGUUUCCGUGCGAUGAAACUGUUUUUGAACUGUGUUGUCUACUCAUGGCGGAAAACGGAUGGGAUGAUCCAGCAGAUCCAUUUGCUGCAGCUGAUCUAUACAUCCUGUUACGAGAUGAAAUACGACGACAAGUAUUUGAUUAAUGGUACAUGUAGCGUACAUGUCAUUAUGCAAAACACAAAAUACUGUUCAGGACAAAACUGACCUUAAAAAAUAAGUAAUUAUUUAGUCAAAAAUGUAUCAAUAAAAAUCAUAGUCAAUGGUA
Molecule: messenger RNA, 1667 nt
Organism: Gymnodraco acuticeps
Lineage: Eukaryota; Metazoa; Chordata; Actinopteri; Perciformes; Bathydraconidae
Exons: 2
Coding region: 154-1545 (463 amino acids)
Molecular function (GO): nucleic acid binding
Source: RefSeq, a predicted model, not a curated record